AUGACUAUAACACACAUUUCUAGCCCACCAAGUGUAAUUACACAUGAAGAAGCAACCCAAUUACACGAAAAGUCCUCAUUCUCUGCAAGUUCUGGUGACAAUGAGGUUAAUGUACCCGACAUAGUUCGAUACACACAACAUAAUGUUCGGUGUUUAGUGACUCCAUAUCCUGGAGGUGGCAGUGGUUAUAUAUUUGGAAAGGGUUCUUUACAGGUGACAGUAAGCAAAUUAUACUUUUACUCGAAGGAAGCAAAGGCUGGUAUAGCCAUUGAUUAUCCCGACAUAAUUCUACAUGCUAUAUCGCGACAGCCGGAACCCGAGGGAUCUGGUCCAUGUAUUUAUACGCAACUGGGAGAACUAACACGACUUGAUCACUUGGGAAUUGGAGCAGCAGCAAAUAUAUUGGAAAAUAUUACACUCGUUGAAACUCCCACCGGGGCAGUACAUCAACCGCAACCGGCUGGUAUUGACGAAGGAAAGUUUCAGGAUGCGGAUGAAGAUGAAAAAAUGAUUCAUUAA
Molecule: messenger RNA, 519 nt
Organism: Ambispora gerdemannii
Lineage: Eukaryota; Fungi; Glomeromycota; Glomeromycetes; Archaeosporales; Ambisporaceae
Source: the annotation of a GenBank genome assembly